AGCUCGGCCCCCAAGAUCGUCAUGUCGGUGGGCCAUACCCCAAGCGGUUGCUUCUGCCGCGGCAGCUCAUAUGCUAUCCAAUGGAGGACAAGGAAACCAGGAGACGAUGCUGGGGAGGUCGUUCUUUUGUCAGAGGAGGAAGACAGCGGGGAUGAUCUCCAUGAACCGACCUCCCUACUCAAAGAUGCGUAUGAUGGGAAGAACGAUCCGAUCCUCAAGGAAAAGGACCUGGCGCCGCCAAGUGGAUCUGCAGAGAGCGAUGAGAGUGACUCUGCUAUGGAUCAGACCCUCCUUGAAGCUGUUGCUCAAAUGCCAGCGAAAGCCGCAGGUGUGCCCGAGGGCCUGACUGAGGUCAACCAAGAAAGCUCGCAGGACAAGGAAGCGCAGGGGCAGACGCACCUAGAUGAUCAUGAAUCUGUGGGGAUCAGUCAGGCCGUCUUGCUUCACUCGACUUGCAAUGCGGCGAUGGCGCUAAAAAACAAAUCCACCGACUCCAAAGUUGCACAGGAGGAGCUGAGGCGAUGGACACUCGAGCAGGAGCUCGCCAACAUAGACAAGUCAAGGAGUAAUCCAGGCUCAGCUGCCAAGUCAGAGAAGAAGACACCUGUCAUGGGACAUGUGUUGGAAUUCGCUUCGAGAUUUGGCUUCUGGAAGGAGAUUGCCUUUGGGUUGCCGGAUCAUGGAGAAUAUUUGUGGACAGUCCCUGUAGAUGUCGAGCAAGGACGAUACCAACUUCGUGUGCGUGAGGUUGGUAAACCUCUCGAGUGUUCGAGCUACCCCAUCACCAUCCGGGACAACUUGCUUUUUCUGAAUCCCAACCAAGAUGCCAUCUGGCAAAUGAAGAGUAAGCAAAUCAUUCAAUGGGAUUCCCUGGGGGUUGCAACAGAAAUGGAGCUCUCGUUGGAGUCGAUGUCAGAUUCUUUUGUUCAGAUGAUUGAACAAUCUCUGGAUAACUCAGGAACAGUUUCCUGGACAGUGAGUAACAGCUUGAGUGUUGGACGAUACCGCUUGAAGAUCACGGACAAGUAUCGUACCGUCACUGCAUACAGCAAGGACAUCAUGAUUGUGCCCCCAAUGUAAAUAAGAAGCAUUCAAAGAUAAAUUGUUUAAUCUUGCAGAAUGAACAAUACUCAAUUCUUG
Messenger RNA from Guillardia theta CCMP2712, 1140 nucleotides. RefSeq lists its product as hypothetical. Lineage: Eukaryota; Cryptophyceae; Pyrenomonadales; Geminigeraceae. The record is from RefSeq and is a predicted model, not a curated record. The transcript has 18 exons. Bases 22 to 1080 code for a protein of 352 amino acids.